GCGCGUACACGUCUGCAGAGGGGAAGCGGGUGCACGAUAGUGUGUGUGUGUGUGUGUGUGUGUGUGUGUGUGUUAGAGAGUGGAAGAAAGAGAGAACAUGAGCGCACAUUCAACGCGCGGCUCUUUUUUUUUCUUGACUUUGCGCUUAAUCGUUUUACGCUUUCUCCGGAGACCCCUUUCCACCUAAAUCGUUUAGUCUCAGCCCACUGGGCACUUGCAGCGGCGCAACAGGGAGCGGAAGAGGCGCAUUAUUUCAAACUACAACACGCCAAACCUCUGUAACACAAAGAGGGAAAACGCUACACACGAUACAGGAGACGGAAAGUUUUUUUUAACCUCUUUCCCCCCACGGCUCAUCCCACUCUCCGGACCAACUAUGGACUUGGACCAAAAAGGUCCAUCAGUGCGCAUCGGACGGACUGGGCACGGAGGAGUGAAUCAGCUGGGGGGGGUGUUUGUGAACGGGCGGCCUUUACCCGACGUGGUCAGGCAGCGGAUCGUGGAGUUGGCCCACCAGGGCGUGCGCCCGUGUGACAUCUCACGCCAGCUCCGGGUCAGCCACGGCUGCGUCAGCAAGAUCCUGGGCAGGUACUACGAGACCGGCAGUAUCAGGCCGGGGGUAAUCGGAGGAUCCAAACCAAAGGUUGCUACACCCAAAGUCGUCGACAAAAUCGCAGAUUACAAACGCCAAAAUCCCACCAUGUUUGCCUGGGAGAUCCGAGACCGGCUACUCGCUGAGAGAGUGUGUGACAACGACAGUGUGCCCAGUGUCAGCUCAAUCAACAGGAUCAUUCGCACUAAAGUCCAGCAACCGCCUGGCCAAUCAGGAAGUGUCACUGCCCAUAACUUAGUCUCCACAGUGGCCGUGACCCAGGUCUCCGCGGUAACCAGUGACGCGGCAGGCUCCUCCUACUCCAUCAGCGGGAUUCUGGGGAUCAGCUCGGCGGCCGAUGCUAGCAAGAGGAAGAGGGAUGAAAGUAUGGACGCCUUUGUCUAUCUUCAGGACUCCUCUUUGGCAAAUGGCCACGCCCAUUCAGGGCGGGACUUUCUGCGCAAGCAGAUGCGAGGGGAGCUCUUCACACCGCAGCAGCUCGAGGUAUUGGACCAUGUGUUUGAUCGACAGCUCUACUCAGACAUUUACCCCGCCCCUGACAACAGCAGCUGCAAGCCCACCCAGACGUCGGACUACGCAAUGGCGUCCCUGGCCGGCGGAUUGGAGGAGAUGAAGACCAGUUUGUCCAAUCAGACGGGAGCAGAGUUGGGACCUGCCGUGGCGGGUCCUCAGUCUUACCCGCUGGUUUCAGGUCGUGACCUGGCCAGCACCACGCUUCCUGGUUAUCCACCUCACGUGCCCCCGGCGGGGCAAGGUAGCUACUCCGCCCCUUCCCUCACAGGAAUGGUACCGGGUGGCGAGUUCUCCGGCAGCCCCUACCCCCACCCGCAGUACUCCACCUACAAUGAGUCCUGGAGGUUCCCCAACCCCAGCCUUCUGGUGUUCCAACAAGAGUACGGUUCUCUGCUGGGCUCAGAGAGAGCAGCUUCAUCAGGCCUGUUCCCCAGCCAGACCCCACAAACGGCAGGAUCUCCGUACUACUACAGUGCAGCCACUCGGGGGGCGGGGCCUGCUGCCACGGCGACGGCCUCUGCUUACGACCGCCACUGACUGUGCAAGGGUGAGCGGAAAGCCCACACCACUGACAGCCCACGCGGGAUGAGGAAGAGGAAGAGGAGGAAGAGGAAACUUGCUGUGCUUUCUGGCCCACUGCAGUCACUGCAGAAGCACAUGGGCCCCAUCAUCUAGAACUUCUGCCAAACACACACUCACACUCACACACACACAGAUUUCAGUUCACCUGUAACUGGUCUUCUGUGGGAUAUAAACGCUCCUGCCUUCCAUGUGAUGAAGUAUCUUUUGCAUCGUGCCUACCACCUCGAGUCUAGAGUCUGCUUCAACAUUUUUAUUGUCUUUAAUUACGCAUCACACCCCCUAUUAAUCACACCUUUCUAAUCCUGCCCUCAACCCAAAUUUACUCGGUUUACGCAAGAGAAGAUCAUCAGAUAUGAGUGUGUUUUUGUGUGUGUGUGUGUGUGUGUGUGUGUGUGUGUGUGUGUGUGAGCGUUGGGUAACAGACAAUCGAUCCCUGGCGGCUCAGAGCGACUUCACGGUUUAAGCCCCCCCGCCCCGUUUCUGUAACAACAUCAAUCCUUGUACAAUAUGAUCGUGACAUUUUUAUCCCGGGGCCCUGACGACUUGCGCAACGUCGUUUAAAUGCAGCGACGUGUAGUGCAGGUCAUUUGCUUGUCAAAAAAAAAGAAGAGGCUCAUUACCAGUGAAAAGCUGGCGGGUGAGCUGUAGACAGCGCCGUUUAAGGAAGGUGGACUGUAACUCAGGUUAGAUCGCUGGCAUUGUCUGCUUUGAAAGACCCCUACACUGUAAAACACGAUUUGUUUUUAACCUAAAAAUUGCCGAACUUCAAAUUGUAAGUUUAUAGAACAGUACAAAAUCUGGUGUCUGAUAAUUAUCUGUUAUCACUUGAAAUUGAAUGAACUCAGAAUUUGUAGGUAGCUCGGACAUUCAGGCUACUUUUUAAAGUCAAGGCGACAAAGUAUUUUUACAGUGUAUUUUGUGACUGAAGCCACUUAGCUGUGGUCCCUGCUUAAGAUGAGGUAUUUGGUACUAUUGCUAAACCAGGCUAGACCGCUGUCUGCUGUAAUAUUUUUACACACAGCUCAUUUAAACUUGCAACCAUCACAAACAUAAACCAGUAAGCCGUUGACACUGAGAUGUCUCUCACUGGCCAUAUUUGGUAAGCAGAGCGCAUGAGCAUAACCAUUCCUGCUGCAUUCCAGAAACUCCAACUGAAAUGUUUUAAACUCGUCACUAACUAGAUUUCUUUGCCCAACUCGAGGCUUGUCGUUUGGUUGCUGCGGCGUCGUGAUGCUUGCAAACACGGUACCUUUUCUAACGGGCAGUAACGUAGUCAAGUGGCAUGGGGCGGGCAAAAUCUUUUUUUGCUUGUUUUGUUUUGUUUGGGUUUUUGUUUUGCUUUUUUACGGCAUGGCUUGACAGGACGGACUCUCGUCGCCCAGCCUACGACGCAGCGCGGAGACGCUGGGUGGAGUUCUCUCUCUCCUUGUAGAUACAUGCUGUUUGCAUUUGUACAGAAUGCACUGGUGGUCUGCACGUUUGUCAGAUUUAAAGCUAUUUAUGAUGGAGACAGAGUAAUAUAUAUAUAUAGAUGUAUGUUUAAAGGGUUAUUGUGGACAUGCGGCACACGGCUGGCUAAAGACAAAAGCUUGGAUUGUUUCGUGCCCCGUCGCGUUCCCGAGCUCCGGCUCCGCCGUGCCGGAACCCCGGGAGCCUUCCGUGAAAACGCCAAAUGCUCUCCGGGACCUGCAGAGAAGCAGGAGAGAUACCGCCUAGCCUGCGUUCCUCCACCCUGGACAGGAAGUGAUGUCUUUCUUCCUCUCAGUUUGAGGGGGGGGGAAAUUCCUCAUAGAAUAUUUGGUCAUUGUCUCCUUAGCCUCCCCAAAGAUCCCUCCGAAGUGUGUAAAUGUGCUCCAGUAAGCACAGAGACAAAUCGUUCUGAGAUAUUUCUCUGCCUCUCUCUCUCUCUGAGUGCUGUUAUUUAUUCAUUUUUUUCGUUCUGGUUUUAAAAAAAUAAAAUUACUUUCAUUCAAACUGCGCUGAGACAAUGCAUGAAACCGAGGUGAAGGCCUUACCAAACUCACACUUGGACCGUACGUAGUGCCGUCGUGCUGAUGGUAUAUCGUCCCCGCACGCGUCCUCGGCUUUGCUGUACAGCCGCAUUCUGUCGCUCCCUCGGCAGCUCUCCACCGACUGAACGAUUCAUGGCAACCUGUAGAUGAUCGUGAACGAGGAGAGACAAACCGACCCUUUAUUUAGCUAUUGUCUGUGAUGUGUGUUCUCAGAUAUUUCCUUUUUUUAAAAAACAUUUCCUUCUUUUUUUUUUUUGGAUACACUGUGCGUUUCUGAGUAGCUUUCCAGUGGAGAACAUUGUAGAUUUAGUAGAGUCACAAACACCAAAACCUUGACAUGAAUUGUGAAAAAAAUUGAAUAUAUCUAUAAAUAUACAUUAUAUAUCUAUAUAAAAAGAAGCUUUUUUUCUUAUUUUGAUGGUCCGGAGUCUGAGGUAGUAUUAGGAUUAUACUGCGUUUGUAGACCGUAAGUUGCAUGUUGUGCAACUCUAAAGAACCCUUGAUGCCGUUCGCCGGAGUGCUACUGGUGAACUUUGACCUUUUAACCUUUUAGUCGGAGGCAUUAUGAACUUGAAGUACACCAGCUAAAAAAUUGAGGACAGUGCCUUUACUUUUCUACCACGUCAUCCUGAAUGACCCCGUGUCACUAAAAGACGAAACUGUCUGCAUGACACCACCAAUCAACAAACAGUGCUGUUGACCAGGGGCUGUGUUUUAGGCUGAAGAAACCAAUCACCAAUUUAAAAAAAAAAAAAAAUCAGUCAGACUAAUUAAUCAAUCACCGAUAUACGACACAGACAAAGGAGAUGCCAGGUCAGUCACAGCAGGAGUCCGAUCGUGUAUCACAAAACCUGUCUCAAGAUCUCGGGUUCUCUGCCACACGUGGAGAACAUGCACUUAAAAUGCAUAUUAUAUAUGGCAACUAAUAUUUUUCUGCUAAUUAGAACCUUUUAAAAUUCCUAAAAAAUGUAUUGCCAACAAUUCAAAUAUUUUGACUUACACGUUUAGACACAGUAUUCUUGUGUGUUCAUCUUUCAUUGUUUUUCAAAGGACCAUUAAAUGGGCCUUUUUGUAUAGUCAAACUGUAUUUUCUAUGCUCAUACACCCAUGCGUGAGUUUGUGAACCAAGACAGCAGUUAUAAACCCCUAGUAUUUAUAUUCAACAAAGCGAUGAAGGCCGUUGCCUGAAAAAAUAUUUUAAUACUAGUGUUUUGUUCCCUGUCCCUGCGCUCUCACUGUAAAUGGACGCCUUGCCCCUGACCCGACCCCUCUGUUCGAACCCAGAGAUUCUGAAGGCUCCUAUUGGCUCCCAGGAUGAUGAUUGGCGGCUGGGGCGCUGAGCAGUAGCAUAAAGGGGGCGUUGCACGGUCCCUGCGCUUUCCCGUCACCCCCUUCAGACUCACGUCAGACACGGAGUCCUUUUGUCCUCUGCCGGGUCGGAUUCGGUCCACCUCUCUCCGUGGGGGCGGUCUCCACCCGCUGCGCCGUCAAGACGGACCUCCGCCCUUCUCCCUACCCCAUCUCCUCUGGUUCCCAACUGCCCUGCCAUCCCAUCAGAUCCUCCUAACCCCUUUCUCCAGGUCCGUCAGGAUUAGGCGUACCCUACUCAUCGCGUUCCCUCGACCGUCCUGAAAUUCCACCGUUCCUGGACGGUAAGAUGACCGUUCGCGGACUGGGGUCAGCGACCGGGCAUCUCGCUGCCUUUCCGUCCGCAUGCACGUUCGGACUCGGGCGCCUUCAUAAUUAGAAUCGCUGUUCCGUCAGAGUCGUGUAGAAGGAGUGUUGCAGAAAGCAAAAAAAAGUGCAUUUUCACGCAAGAACGUCCUGUAACGGCUUUGAAUAUUUGUCACGUUUAUUAACUCGGAUUAACGCACACCCAGCUGGCCUAUAUUUUGCGCAUUUUAAGUCAUACAUUUUUGAACGUUUGUAUUUGUUGUUUUCCUCUUUCUGUAUGGUACUGAAAUGCCUUUUUUUUUUUUUAAAGCAAUCCUGAAAAAAAAACAACAAUAAAAAACAUAAACAAACAAAUUCAACAACAAUUCAAGCGGAAUUACCCAACAGGCACAGUGACACACAUCCUGCUAAGCCAUCGUCAUGGAGACCUUCCCCAGAUAGAGGCCGAAGCCCUGUGGUGUCCUACCGUUCAAAAAAAAGAGGGCUUUGCUUUUCAAAACAAACAAUUUGCCUUUACUCAUCUUCACUACAUAAGGACCGUCUGAAUCAAGGUCUCAAUUCCGAAGCAGACUGCUACGGUCCAGGUCAACUAUCCUGAUUAAAUACGCAGACAGAACUUGACUGAGGACAUGGGAAUUACCUUAUUGUGGCCUUCUGUGUACAAUCUGAAGCUCCUUCUGUAAUUAUGUACUGAUAGAUUCUUUCUUGAGGGACUGAUCAACCAUUUUUUGUUUGUUUCUUGUUUUGUUUUACAGAGUAUGAAAAAAGAUUUUAAGAAAGAUGUUGGGUGAAACGCUGUGGCUGAGUUAAAUUCAGGCUCAUGGCAAUCGGUUAACUUCAAAAGAAACAAAAAACCGAACCUAGAAACAGAUCUGUAGCACGCGCCAAGGCUGCGAUGUUAAAUUCUCAAGUGUCGACACGCCAUCAGACACGGAGAGAGAAGGUCUAAUGGUUAGAACUGGGAGAACUGCUUCUUUAAAAAAAUAUGUAUGUUUUUUAUUGAAUUUUGUAGUAGUUAAGAACAAAAUCUUGGUGUUUUUUUCCUCUGCGUGCUGUGUGUUGUCUUAAUAUUUGAAUGUAUUUACUGCGGUACAAAAUUUGCCAAAGAUAUGACACCUCUUCAUUUCAAUUUUUAAUCUUUUUUUUUUUACAUUUUUGGUUUAUUUUCCAAAUCCAUGCAUAAACUGGAAAUAAUUGUGAUAUGCUAUUUUUUUGUUUUAUAAUUUUAUUAUCCUUAAUGUUAUGAUAAUUAUAAUUAUUAAAAAAAAAAAUCAGGGUUAUUUUAUGUGAAAAUUUGAAUCGUCUGACAUUCGUUCCUAAUCCCUGAACUCAGUACAGGGUAAAUAGGCUACUAGGUGUAUGUGACUAUGAGUGAGUGUCAUUUGUGAAUUAUUGAUUUACGUACCUGUAAUGUGAAACUAAGAAGUAAUUAUUUGUAAAUAUUUGACAUAAUUUUAUUGGUUCAUCAAAAUAAAGGUAAUUUUUUUAAGUUCACAAGUCUA
Molecule: messenger RNA, 6896 nt
Organism: Electrophorus electricus (electric eel)
Lineage: Eukaryota; Metazoa; Chordata; Actinopteri; Gymnotiformes; Gymnotidae
Gene: pax5
Product: paired box 5
Biological process (GO): anatomical structure development; regulation of transcription by RNA polymerase II
Molecular function (GO): RNA polymerase II cis-regulatory region sequence-specific DNA binding; DNA-binding transcription factor activity, RNA polymerase II-specific
Source: RefSeq, a predicted model, not a curated record